This is a messenger RNA of Ramularia collo-cygni, 2835 nucleotides long. Its product is annotated as related to ABC transporter. Gene Ontology annotation, cellular component: membrane; intracellular membrane-bounded organelle. The record is from RefSeq and is a predicted model, not a curated record. Gene Ontology annotation, biological process: lipid transport; transmembrane transport. Bases 1 to 2835 code for a protein of 944 amino acids. Gene Ontology annotation, molecular function: ATP hydrolysis activity; ABC-type transporter activity; lipid carrier activity. Lineage: Eukaryota; Fungi; Ascomycota; Dothideomycetes; Mycosphaerellales; Mycosphaerellaceae. The transcript has 3 exons.
AUGAUCCUCUCCGAGUUUGCCAAGCAGACUUGGGUACUGACGAAAAAGGAUCUCCUUCUUGUCGCUCGUCGACGAUGGUUCAGCACUUUCAUCAGAGCUGUUGCGUUUCCUAUUGUGCUCACAGUCAUCAUAGCGAGUGUGAAAUCGUGGAUUCACAAUGAUGGUGGCUAUGGCAUCGGCACCCCGUCUCCUAUCCGCACUUUGGCCGAGGCAUUCGAUACAGUUGGAGAUGCCAGGAGGGACUUUGUGAUUAUUGACCGAGGACUCCCACAAAGCGAUGUCCGAUUCGUGAUUGAUGAGCUCUCCACCCUGGCUCGCAAUGGUAACCGCAAUCUCAAGAUCCUGCCUGAUUCCAGCGAUAUACCAAACAUCUGCCCUGCUUCCAGCAAGGGAGUCACGACGUGCUUUGGAGUGGUGGAUAUCUGGUCUUCGCCAAUGCAAGGCCCGGGCGCAAUCUGGAAUUACACCCUAUGGCAGGACGACGUGAUUCGUGGAGCGAAUAUCCACACUGACUCCAACGCAGUGCAGCUCUACACCUAUCCUCUCCAGCAGGCUGUCUUUGGGCUCAUUUCUCAGAGGAACAAUGGCUCAGUGCUUCCCGACACGGUGUUGAACUACCCUUAUACCGCGUCCACUCAAGCAGAGCAGGACUUUAGGGAUGAGAAGUUCUUUGGUUUGCUUGUGACACAGGCCAUUGCAUUCGUGCUGUUCAUCGGAAUAUGCGGAAUUGCGUACCACCUCACCGGGCAUGUGGUGCGCCAGCGAGAGGAAGGCAUGCUCCAGCUUAUCGACGCCCAGAUGCCCAACAAAUCCCGCUGGGAAUCUCUAGCUGCUCGAACAAUCGCCACCCACAUCGCCUUCGACAUGAUCUACAUGCCUGCUUGGAUAGUGUGCGGCGCCGUCGUGGGCACUCAAGUCUUUCCCCACUCGAAUGCCGGCUGGUUCGUUCUGCUCUACAUCCUGGCAGGCCUGGCCAUGACCAGCUUCUCAAUCCUCGCAUCAUCGCUGUUUCGCRGAAUGCAGCUCUCGGCUCUGAGUGCUAUCGUUGCGGCCUUGGCCUUCGCUAUCGUGGCACAAUUCACACAGUCGGGCCAGAAGGCAACAUCCACCGCUGCAGCCACCGCUACUGGGCUUCUGUUCCCGCCAAGUACUUUUGUAUAUUUCUUGGUGACUGGAGCUAUCGCUGAGAUCUUCGGCCAGCCACUAAAAGUCAAUCAAGAGAUAGAGGGCAUAAUCGGUUCUCUGCUUAGCAUUCGAGUUUGGAACCUGACACCCGCACACUUUAUCGGAUUCUUCAUCUUCCAAAUUGUCCUCUAUCCGAUCCUAGCUAUCGUCACCGAGCGAUUCCUAUGGGGAAGCUCAUUCCGGGGUAGACAUGUUCGGUCGACGGAGGAGAUGGAAGGAAAUGCGCUGCGCAUCAGCAACUUUUCCAAACGUUACAACAAAGCUUUCAAGAAGAGUGAUCGAACCCUUGCAGUCGAGCAGCUCUCCCUCGAUCUUUUCGCAGGAAGUAUCACAGUCCUUCUGGGCAGCAACGGAAGCGGCAAAAGUACCACCCUGAACUCCAUCGCUGGCCUCGAAAGUAUCACCGAAGGACGAAUCGACAUCGAUGGUAGUGGUGGCAUCGGACUUUGCCCGCAGAAGAAUGUCAUGUGGGCUGAAAUGACGGUUGAAGAGCAUGUAUGGUUCUUCCAACAACUCAAAAACCCUUCGUUGGGUCGUCAGGCAAGCCGUGAUGAAGUCAAACGACUGGUGGAGGGCUGUGAUCUGGCCCACAAGACCCAWGCCAAGUCGAAGACACUCUCUGGUGGACAACAACGCAAGCUACAACUAAGCAUGAUGUUUGCCGGUGGUAGUAAAGUGUGCUGCAUUGAUGAAGCCAGCUCUGGUAUCGAUCCACUGGCGAGACGAAAGAUUUGGGAUAUCCUACUCCGAGAGCGAGGACAUCGCACACUACUAUUAACCACACAUUUCUUGGACGAGAGCGAGGUCUUAGCUGACCACAUUGCUCUACUAUCAAAAGGGAAGCUCAGGGCUGAAGGCUCGGUGGCAUCUCUGAAAAGCUCCCUUGGGGGCGGAUUCCGUGUCACACUCCCUGGCCAGCAACAAUCCUCAUUCCCAGCGAGCUCUGACAUCACAACACACCAGAUUGGAGAUGAUGUCGCGUUUGAUGUUCCUGAUUCCGCGACUCUCACAACCCUGCUCGGACGAUUGGAGCAGAAAAGUCUCAAGGACUACAAGAUAGAGGGGCCCAGCAUUGAGAAGAUCUUCCUCCGACUUGCUGAUGAGAUGAAGCUUGAUGAACGAAAUGGUCUCGGCGCUGGAAGCAUCGAGAGGUCUAUCUCCUCCGAGACGGCCCUUUCUAAAAAGCACACUGCUCACUCAGACUCCCCUGCGAUGGAACUGCACACAGGGACAGGCUGUGGGCCAUUCACACAGACCUGGGUGCUGUUCCGAAAAAGAGUCACCAUCCUCAAGCAUAAUUUCAUGCCUUACGUGGCCUCUCUGUUCGUACCAUUAGCCGUUGCUGGUCUAGUCACUCGCUUCCUGGUGAACGUAAGCUCCGACGGACUUGUCUGCGAGAAUCCCAACGAUGCCUUCAGCACAUACAGAUUGGUACCAUCAAGCUUGCCGACGUACUUCAACAACUACGUGGUCGGACCUCCGAACACGAUUACAGACGACAUACUGCGGCAACUCGUCCCUUGUCAGGAUUUCUACUCUGCUGAGUGUUAUAAUUAUCAGGACAGCGGCUCGGCAUCUGAAGCGUCAUCUCUGGAUGACUUCAACCAACAGAUCAACAUGAGCUACGCUUCACCGGAAAGCGAAGCGUAG